Exophiala dermatitidis NIH/UT8656 is the source of this 1362-nucleotide messenger RNA. RefSeq lists its product as uncharacterized. The record is from RefSeq and is a predicted model, not a curated record. NCBI's taxonomy places the organism in Eukaryota, Fungi, Ascomycota, Eurotiomycetes, Chaetothyriales, Herpotrichiellaceae. The transcript has 2 exons. The coding region runs from base 1 to 1362 and encodes 453 amino acids.
AUGUCUACUGCUGGCUCUGUGACCAACGACUCCAAGCCGGGCAAGAAGCGCAAGGCGAAGGGUGAGAAUGCUCCCUCGGGCAGUGGUGCGGCAACUCCCUCCAUCGAAGCACCAGCGUCCGAGACUCCUGCUACCACUAACGGUGUCGAUUCCCACAACCAGAGUCAGCAUGUCAAGGAUCUGAUGAGAAACAUCCGCAAUCUCCACAAGAAACUCGCUGCCUCCGCAAAGGCCGACGCGGUGAUCAGUGAAAACCCCAAUGUUUCCCUCGAUGACUUGGUUGCGGCAAAGAAGCUCAAUGUCGAUCAGAAAGCCCAGAUACUCAAGAAGCCAGCCCUCCAAGCGCAAUUGGCGCAACUCGAAGAACAGCUGAGCUCUUUCCGUGCCUUUGCCCAAGAGCUGGAGGAGCGCUUUGCGAAGGAGAAGUCACGCCUGAUUGAGGCCCACGAGUCGGCUAUCGCCAGCGUCAAAGAGGAGGCCACUAGGGAAAUCGAAGAUCUCAAAGCCAAAGCCGUCGAGGACAGUUUGCGGGUCGUGUCUCACUUUUUGCAUGCUGCGGCCUCCAAACGUCAAUCAGAGGACGCCGACUCCGAUGAAGGACGUGCGUUCGAGGGUGCUCUUCUGCUAGUCUACCAGGGCAACGAAGCAUCACUUACGGCACUCAGGAACCUGGUUCACGGCACCGACGACAAAGUCCCAGAUGUCAACGGUGAGAGCUUGGAGAUCACCUACGCACAGGUCAAACAGUCGUCUCUACAGGGAGCACAAGAAGCACUUUCGACCACCGAACAAGAAGCGGACCAGACAAACCCCACCGAUUCUGCACCCGCUGCGACCGAAAUCCGAACGGAUCAAACCGUGGCGAGUGCCGGCUUGACUGAGCUCGACGACACCAUCGCCAUCCAGACUCCCAUUGACCCCGCUGCCACUACCCCAGCCGAUGCUCUCCCGAUUCCCGAACAAGCUUUGACUGGCGCCGAUGCCGCAAACGCAGUUGCCGAGGCCACAUGGGACCCCCAGGCAUCAGUGGUAACUGACACCAGUGCAACCAACGAAGAAUGGGUGCAAGUUCCCCGUGACCCUGCUGAGACUGAGACUGGUGUCGCUGCCACCCCGGCGGAUGUACAUGCCUCAAGCAGUUGGGCCGAGGAAGCCGGUGCUGCUGCAGCAGUCGAGGAGAAGCCAGCUGCCGAGAACGAUGGAUUUGAACAGGUGCGUCGCGAACGUGGUCGUGGACGAGGUGGCAGAGGCGGCCGUGGUGAGUUCCGAGGACGUGGUCGUGGUGGUCGCGGAGAUGGCCAUCGCGGUGGACGAGGAGGAGCAUCGAGAGGUCGAGGUGGUCCCAGAGGUGACAAGAGCUGA